GCCAUACACCAGCCGCGGCCAUACACCAGCCGCGGCCAUACAUCUGCCCGGUGACCCUUAAGACAGAUAUCUAAAACUAAUUUUAGAUCUGCCAUAUAUCUGCAGUCUGCGAUAUUUCAACGAUGGAGUCGAGUGGGCCGGAUGAAGCAUCGUUGAGUCCAACAACACAGGGUGAGGAGCCCUCCGACCUGCCUCAAGCUGCUCCUCUCUACCUUCCUGACGCCUUCCCGGACUGGAGCACUGUGCUCCUCUAUCUGACGGGCAACAUUUUUUGUCUCGUGGUUGCAUACAACGUCCGGACCUUCUACCAAGCUGUCAGAGGUCAUCAGCAGUGUGAGCCAGACGAGGCCAAGAUCAGGACGAUAAGUGCCAGACCGGGGGAGUGGGUGAGGCCAGUCAGCAACCUGGAGAUCUUCACAGCAGUAGCGGCAUUUCUUGGCACUGGCAAUACAGCUCAGGUGCUGUGGCUCUCCUCGUCUCAGCCAAUCACAACUGAACAUGUUCUACUCUCGCUCUCAGUCAUCGCUAGGAAAAUUCAUGUUCUGCAGCUCUCCCUUGUUUGGCGGUGGUUCCGGCCGUGGCUACGACGAAUGAAAGACUUUGCGAUUGAUUUCGAUGUUGACACGGGCGACGCCAUGACGGUAUACUACCAGCAGAUUCAAGCACCUUACAACAAUUCCCGGGGACCAUUGUGGCGGGCUAGGCUGGUCCCUCUGCCACAGCCAUCACCUGACCGCCAUGAGGCCGUCCUGGUGAUCACCCUCCACCACGUCAUCAUAGACGGAUUGACUAAUAUGAUCAUCUCCCGUGACUUGCUGGAGGUGUUGAACGCUGUCAUGACUGGACAGGAACACAACACGCCCACACGUCCUAUCAUACCUGAUAUUGCUGGUGAGCUGGGAAGCAUGAAAGACUGGAUAUACUGUCUCAGGGUGUGCUUUCCUGUAGCAUUAAAAGUAAUAGCCAAUAUCUUCAGUGGAAAAUGCUACAAUAUUAGUCUUCCCCAACCAAGGACAAAAUUGGCACUUACAAAGGUAGUACGUGAAGACUUCUCGGUCGAGACAACACAACAGCUGUUAAAUCAUUGCAAGGAAGCAAAAGUCAGCAUUCACUCGUGCAUUAUGGCAGCAGCUUAUGUGGCCUUUCUACGCACUGCUCAGGAUCAUACCAAAGAAAAGUUAGAUGCACUAACAAUCACUUAUGAUAACGCUGUUAAUGUGCGACGCUAUUACCCUAGUGUUUACCAGGAGAGUCUGGGGUGCCAUGCAUCCAUGUGCAAGCAAGAAUUCGUCGUCCGAAGUAUUGAUUCAGAAAGCAAGAGCAGCUUUUGGGCACUAGCUAAGCGUAUGCAUGAUGGGCUUCAUCAGAGUCUAGUUGUUGGCAAGGCACCUCUUACAAUCUCUCGACUUGGAUGGCUACUGUCUGCUUUUGAGCCCGUUAAUUACUUGUUGACUCGUCUGGGAUACAAGAACCUAAUUAACACCAACAUGACGUGCACUAACAUGGGCAAUCUAAAGAAUAUCUUGCCAGGUAAAUAUGGGGACGGACCCGUGGAGAUCACCAGCCUGCUUCGGUCCACAGCCUCUGAGCUUGUAGGAAGCCCUUUCUUGAUAGUCUUCCAGACCUUUGAGGGAAGGUUAUUAAUGUCGCUUGACUAUUACACCAAUAAUGUUACGGAAGAGGUAGCAAAUAAGUUCUUCUCUUGCCUAACACACAAUGUUAUUAAUGUCGCUCACUUUGGAUCCGUACAAAAAUUAUGAAACUGCAACCUUAAAACUUUGUUAACAGUAAUAAAUAAUUAAAAUAAAA
This is a messenger RNA of Procambarus clarkii (red swamp crayfish), 1809 nucleotides long. Lineage: Eukaryota; Metazoa; Arthropoda; Malacostraca; Decapoda; Cambaridae. The record is from RefSeq and is a predicted model, not a curated record.